AUGAGUUCCAUUAGCUCACAUUUCGACGCAGAGUCCUGGUCAGGAAGACCACUAAAUGUUAUAUACGCUGGAAUUACAGAGCUUAUUAGCGACAAUUCCAGCGGAAGAGUUGCAAUUGCUAUCCGAAAUCUGACAGAUCUGGUCGACUUCCUCGUGUGUAAUUGGCACGCUCCGCGUCCAAAUGUUUCAGACUACCCAACCGACACCAUAAUCGCGGAGCUGGAAAUAUACAGAGAAAAGCACGCUGAAAAGAUAGUCAGCGCUGCUCUGCACCAAUCCCUUGUCUAUAGAUGUCCGUCACUAUGCUCGCGACUCUGGAGCGAACUCGACAUUGUCCCGUUGGUUUUGGACCAUAAGGACCGUGAAAGACAACAUAAUGACCGGGGCGAGCUGGCGACGUUUGCCGGGUGGCAUAAAAAGGAGCUCGACGAGCGAGCCGAUUCAAUGGUGCGGAAGUGCAUUCGUUCUUUUGGUAUUGGCCAUGUGCUGCACAAUCAUAUAAAUUUUGAUGGUUCAGUGGAUGUCGAUAGAGGUUACCAUGUACAUCUUGCUAGUGCGGAAGACUACGAGAAAACAGUCGAUCCUGCCACAUGGUCUUUGGCUCAAUAUUUUGCCCAGGAUCUGAGGGAAAGGGAGGUGAAGGUCGCUUUCUUCAGUAUGACCUGUCAAGGCAAGCCUGAUGUUCCGACCAGACAUGCCUUGUCAAGGUUUACCGAGAGCGUUGGGGUUCAUGUUAAAUGGUUUGUGCCGAAGCCACGUCCAGGAAUGAUUCCCCUCAUUCGAAAGAUGCAGGACACCUUGGAAGGACUAGGUGAUCCCCUGUCAGAUAUCACCAUCAACGAUGAGCUACUUAUCCUCGACUUUGCAUACUCCAAUGCCAGGAGAUACUGGCUGUGCGAGAAUGGGCCCCUCAGGCCUCGUGCGGAGGGAGGCGUCGACGUAGUGAUUAUUGACAGUGCACCGCUCUUAACAUUGGCUCUCCUGUCCAAGCAACAAGAUCCUGGGCGGCCAGUCAUUUUUGAGAGCAGUCUCCAGCCCCAGGGAGAGUCACUGAAUGAUCCCAAUAGUCCGCAGUCCCGAGCAUGGGACUUCAUCCGAACACGGCUAACCCACGUGGACUUGGUGGUGUCGCUACUCCCUAAGGAACUUGCGCCGCGUAUAAUGCCGGAGGAGAAUGUUGGUUAUAUGUCGUUCUCUAUUGACCAACUCGAUGGUCAAAACAAGCCCCUAACUGAUUGGGACGUCGGCUUCUACGGUCGUGAGUUCAGCUCGUUAUGCCGAACGCUUCAGAUGACCAUCAUACGCUAUCCAGAGGAACAAUACAUUCUCCACCUAUCCCAAUUCCGACCCGGAGAUGGAACACUCUGCCUUCUCCAGGCAUACCGCAAGUUCUGCGACAUCUACACCAAAGAGCAUCCAAGCCGCCAAGUCCCCAAGCUCCUAAUCUGCCACCGCGGCCCAUUCCGAACCCCCGAAAGUACCGUUUUCUACGACGCAGCAAUGUCCCAAAUUGACAAUAGCGAGACUCUAUCUGCAUCUGUCUGCAUCAUCCCCAUCGGAGCCGUCGAUCAAAUGUGGAACACCCUACUCACGAAUGCAAGAGCACUCGUUCAGCUAUCCACUUUGCAUGGGGUCCCUGAGUUGCUUCUUGCAGCUAUUCAGAAGGGGACGCCUGUCGUUGCUGUUCGGGAAGCCGAGCUGUUUCCUUUUGUGCAUGAAUCGGAGAAUGCUAUUUUGGUCGACAAGGGGGAUGAGGAGGGAAUUGCUCGGUGUAUUUUGAGGAUUUUUAGUGUUGAUAGGGUGUCUCGGGGGAAGGCAGGAGCGGGGUUUAGGAGGCUGUCUGAUGCGAAUACUACGGUUGGGAAUGCGGUUGGUUGGUUGUAUUUGGCGUCGAAGCUGUCGAAGGGGGUGAAGUUUGAGCCGAGGGGGGGAGAUAUAAAUAAGUUGGCAAUGGAGGAGGCGGGGUGUAUGUAG
Messenger RNA from Aspergillus tubingensis, 1974 nucleotides. Its product is annotated as putative heat shock trehalose synthase. NCBI's taxonomy places the organism in Eukaryota, Fungi, Ascomycota, Eurotiomycetes, Eurotiales, Aspergillaceae. The coding region runs from base 1 to 1974 and encodes 657 amino acids. The transcript is spliced from 6 exons. The record is from RefSeq and is a predicted model, not a curated record.